AAAAAAACAACAUCUAAACUGAAAAAAAAUGGGAGUAUCUGCACUCUCAUACAUCAACAGAUCAAAAGUGAAAAAUCACUAGUGCAACAACUUAUAGUAUAACAACCGUGAACAAACAGGAUGACCAAAUGCUUACAAGUGGUGGGCAAGCGGUUCAAUAGCUGCAGCACCAAGUUCACUCCUGUCAUUGAACAGUAUAAGACCUUGCGCCAUAUUCAUUUCCCCGGAAGAACCAAGUUUGAAGAUGGGCUUAAGAUUCAGCAAGCAAUGGUAAAUGCUAACAUUGAUUUCAAGAAGAUUUCAAAUAAGAUAAUCAGACUGCAGAAAGAUAUAGCAUCCAAGGGUUACAGACUAACGGAGUACGAAGACGGGCUCCUUGCCAAAAUCAUGGAAAUGAAACCAUUGCCAACCGUAUUAACUUUUGAAUUUGAGAAUGUUUACGCUGGAGGGAAACAAAUGAAACAAGACCCCCAGUUAGAUGAAAAGAUUGAAGAUUAUAGAAAGAUGGGUUGCGAAUACCAUCAGUUGGAAAGGGGCGGACAGGUUACAUGGCAUGGAGAAGGACAAUUAGUGGCAUAUACCAUAUUAGAUUUAAAACAAUUUAAGAAUCUUACCCCCAAAUGUUUUGUUGAUUCCGUGUUAUUGAAAUCGGUUCAAAAUCUUUUGAAGAAAAACUAUGGAUUGAGCAGCUAUCUCAAUGAAAACCCCGGGGUAUGGAUGAGUGAAAGUAACCAUAAGAUAUCGUCGAUUGGAUGUAAUAUCCAACACGCGAUCACUUCUUUUGGUAUUGCACUUAAUGUUAACCCCGACUUGAAAUACUUGAAUACUUAUACCAUGUGUGGGUUACCAGAAGCCGAAGCUACCUCGAUAUCACGUAUUUCACCUGAAUCUAAGCCGGACGUCAAGGAAGUUGGUAAUCAAUAUGCAAAAGAGUUGGCUCAACUACUAAACAUCACAACUGUGGAACACAUGAGUGGUGAAGAUCUUAAAUUAUAGUUUACAUAUUAUACAUAGU
Messenger RNA from Hyphopichia burtonii NRRL Y-1933, 1015 nucleotides. Its product is annotated as lipoyl(octanoyl) transferase. Gene Ontology annotation, molecular function: lipoyl(octanoyl) transferase activity. The transcript has a single exon. Bases 121 to 996 code for a protein of 291 amino acids. Gene Ontology annotation, biological process: protein lipoylation. The record is from RefSeq and is a predicted model, not a curated record. Lineage: Eukaryota; Fungi; Ascomycota; Pichiomycetes; Serinales; Debaryomycetaceae. Gene Ontology annotation, cellular component: mitochondrion.